AAAACUUGGCACUGAUCAGCGGUUAUACCCCCAAGAGCUGUGCAUUGUGGGACGAAGAGACAUCUGCUAGAAGCUCUCUAGCAAUAUGUCGAAGCAUUCUUCCUCCCAAACUCCUCGGAAAUUAAAAAUUGGCUCUGGAUCAGUCGUUUGCCAAGAGGCUGAAAUAAAGGGCGAGGUAACAAUCGGUUCACGGACAGUUAUCCACCCCAAAGCUCGCAUAAUAGCCGAAGCUGGGCCGAUAAUCAUCGGUGACAACAAUCUGAUCGAAGAACAAGCCACAAUACUCAACUCCUCUUACCUGGAUGACGAUGGUCAGGCUGGCGAAAAGAUAAUCAUGAAAAUAGGAAACCACAACGUGUUUGAGGUUGGCAGUCAGUGCGAGGCGGUGAAGGUCGGAGAUAAUAACAUCCUUGAAGCAAAAAGCAAGAUUGGACGUUAUACUAGUGUAUCUCAUGGGUGUGUUAUAGGAGCGAAAUGUGAAGUCACUUCACAAGAGACAUUGCCAGAGAAUACUGUGAUUUAUGGACAGUGCUGUAGCAGAAGAGUUCAAGGAGAGAGACCUGUACCGCAGACACUGCAGCUGGAUUUUCUGACCAAGAUUUUACCGAACUAUCAUCACUUGAAGAAGUCAAGUCGAUCAUAAACACAGCGGGUGUCUUUGAUUUCUUCAGGCUUGUUGUUUGGUGGUUGAAGUGAAAUGGCAAUAGAUCUAUUUAAGCUUGUGUCGCAGCUUGUGUCUUUUAUUGAACCAGAGGAUUUUUUAACAUUGCUCCUUGAGUGAGUGAUCACAAAAUGGCAUUGCAUGCCACUCUUAAAAAGACUACCUGAGAGAACCUUGUCAAGAAUUAUAAUGGGCUGAAGACAGUUGUAGAAUGUUUCCAAGUGGUCUGUACUGUGUAACAAUACAACAAGAAAUGACUGCAUACGAACAGAACUGUUUUUCCUGGAAGAUGGAUAAUUCAUUGUAUGGGAACACAAAGGCUAUGUCUACAUGUGCUUACAUCUACAAACACAAUUUUUUGCCCACCCGGCCAUGUUUAAUUAAGCACUCAAGUGUUCAAGUCAGUAGACCCUUCCUGUAUUCCACCUCAGUGUGUAUGAACAAUGGGACCAGAGCAAGGUUGGGGUGGACAUUUUCAUACAUUUUCUGUAUUUUUGGAAUGCAGGAAAAGUCGAUUGUGUAGUUCCAGAACAUAUCCAUACCUACCCCACGGAAGGGAUUUUUCAGAGACCCCUACUCCUCCGGAAAUUCAAAUUAAGCUCCACACGUCUUUAAAUUUUUUGGUCUUACAAC
Molecule: messenger RNA, 1294 nt
Organism: Orbicella faveolata
Lineage: Eukaryota; Metazoa; Cnidaria; Anthozoa; Scleractinia; Merulinidae
Product: dynactin subunit 6-like
Biological process (GO): mitotic spindle organization
Cellular component (GO): dynactin complex
Molecular function (GO): dynein complex binding
Source: RefSeq, a predicted model, not a curated record